This is a messenger RNA of Engraulis encrasicolus (European anchovy), 2927 nucleotides long. It is a transcript of the gene bada, whose product is annotated as BCL2 associated agonist of cell death a. The coding region runs from base 713 to 1132 and encodes 139 amino acids. The transcript is spliced from 5 exons. The record is from RefSeq and is a predicted model, not a curated record. Lineage: Eukaryota; Metazoa; Chordata; Actinopteri; Clupeiformes; Engraulidae. Gene Ontology annotation, biological process: apoptotic process. Gene Ontology annotation, cellular component: mitochondrion.
UAGUGUGGGACACUUAUGGAAUUUAUAGAACGUGUAGAAUGUUCAGUGUUUGCGCUCGAUUCUUUUCUCACGGUGCGUUGGUUGGAAAGGUUCCAUCCACGCGCACUUUGGUGGUUUAGCGCGUCUGCAUGGCGCUUCUCGGGCAAUGUAAACAAGUCACGAGACCGCAUGAGCUCAAGAAGGCUAUCGCAACAGUGACGUAUUGAUGAGAGAGCGACCAAAAACAAGCCAAACGUGACAUCCUAUUGGCUGUCUGCACAUUCACGUCUUCCGCUGAUUGGCUGAGAAGGUGAAACGGUGUUGUCGAUGGACUCAACAACGAUAGUCAACAACAAUACCACGGCUGGCAUGAGAUCAUAUUCGCGGUAACAGGCAUUUGAUAGUCCGAAUCAGCACUUAUGGUAUAAUUCCAUGCGAAGACAAUCAUUUGAUGUGGACGUGGCUUGGUAGGGCUAACCGCUGGCGUAAUCAUGAGUGUUUAGUCGGCUAAUUUAUUCCAAAAUGAGCGUUAACGUUAUUAGCUUUCGUCGCCACUAUUGUUGAUUGUUGGGUGUGUCAGUUACCAUGAGGCAAUCAAUAUUGAUUUUGACUUGGAGAAAUAAUUUAGGAUAGUCAGCAGGAAGGAAAGUUUAACAUCAUCGAAUCCACGACCUGGGAUUUUGACACCUUCCAUCUAUUGUCCAGGAUUUUACCCGGACGCAGAGGUUCCACCAUGGACAAUAACAUCGGCUCCAGUACCGACCCGGCCAGCCGGGAUGAAAGUGCGCUUCCUGCAGAAAAGAAGACAGGUGGAAAAACUGGAUUCAGUUCCCCAGAAGACAGCAACCCAAACAACAUAAUACCAGUGGGGGGUCGUGUCCGGCUCUACUCCGAGUCUCAGGUGUACACCGUUAGCCGUUGCGAGGAGUUCCAGGAUGCUGCAGACGGUCACGGGGGUUCGUCCUCGGAGGAGGGGGGCAUGGGUGACGGCGGGGCCCCGUUCCGAGGGAGGUCCCAGUCGGCCCCGGCGGCCCUCUGGGCAGCCAAGCGCUACGGCCGCCAGCUACGCAGGAUGAGCGACGAGUUCGACACCUGGUUGGAUAGAGGGGUCAUGCAGAUGUGUGAGGACAGGCGUGUUGUUGGGGACAAAUAGCUGAGAACAGAACAGAGCAGAUGAGGAAGGAGCAGAAGCGCGGGGGCAUGUCAGGCAUGCGGGGAUGGUUCUCUUUCCUGUGGAGUCCGCAAGAGGAGGAGGGCCGAGAAUGAUGUCAUGUUACGCGGCCGGCAUGACGUGACGUAAUGUGGGGGAACCACUAACCACCCACUCAGGCCUACCGCCCCCGCCAACAACACGCCUGGAAGGAUGGCCAUCACCGCCACUGCCGUCACCUGACCCGUCUGCAGUUGCUUUUUUGAUCACAGUGGAGCUCCAGAUUCCAGUGGAUCCAUAACUCAACCACAAUGCCUUUUCUUCCCCUUGUAGAGAACACAAGCUUAGGGAGGAGGUUUACAGUAUGAGCCAGGCCAGGUUGCUGUCGAACUUGAUUCUGAAGACAAGAGGAUAGGUUUAUGUCUUGCAAUAAUUGGUUGAUUAAGUAGUAUUUUACAAAAAACGUUAACUGUUAGUUCAAUCCGACAAUCUCCAAAAGUGACAAUCUCUCUCUCGUUUGCUCUGAAAACAAAAAGUAAAUAGAUGGCAUCUCACAGAUAUUUAAAAUUAUUUAUCAAUAUUUACAAUUUUUAAAAUAUAAAAUAUUUGUAACCUAAGUGUUAUUUUGUUCAAUGUCCUUUAUAAGUAUAAAGUAUAGAUAUGAAUUGCUCAAUGUGUGCGUACAAUCAAAGGUUAGAUAAUCAGACAAUAAAAAUCCAAAUAACUGUUGGAACGCAUCAAAAGCGUGUUGGGAGUCUGGUCAUAAGCAUAGAUUAGAUUAUCGAUCGAGGACUGAUUUCUCCAGAGGAUGAUGAUGGUGAUGAUGAUGAUGAUAAUGAAAAUGGAGUGUAGUGUUCUGUAGUGACUCCUUUACCUGGCUCAGGAUGUUCUUUUGCCCUUCCCUGUGCCGUUGUGAACUACCUGUCUUUGGACUUAACCUGUGUAUGUAUGUAUGUAUGUAUGAACAGGAUGUAUUCAUGUGUGCGCGUGUCUGUAUGUAUGCAAGCAAGUCUGCUUUGAAUGCGUAGAAAUGUUUGCCUGAAGUACGCUUUGGCAGCUGAAAUGCCUCGUUCAUGUACAUUUGCAUUAUUUAAAUAUUUAUGGUGGAAAAAGAUACAUUAAUGUUAUUGCUGUCAUAUUUUUUUGCUUUUUUUCCAUUUUCUAAUUUUAUACAUUUCAUGUGUGCAUCUUGUUUUGGGAGGGGAAACUUUUUGCUGUACAGGAUUCUUGUAGACACCCUUUGUGUGUGUGUGUGUGUUAGUGUCACGUUGGUCAUGUGAAGAAAAGAACCCCCUUCACUUUGCCUAGUGUGCAUUAUUAACUUCACUUCGCAGUUAACACACACAGACAGUGCCUGCCACAACUACUGUUGUAGAUACACGUGGAAGGCCUCCUUGACACAUUGGGGGGAACUGUGAAGGCGCAUGUGGCCCAAAGCUGGUUGAGGUCUGGCCCAAAGUCCACUGCUAGCUGGUCUGGAUUGUCACCUGCCACCGAUAGGUGUGUAAAGGGCUUCUUGAUUUAUAUCUAGUCUUUUAAGAGAUCGGCCGGCCCUUUUUACUGCUGGUGCUCUACUUGAAAUUAAUGUGUACCUGACAUAUUUAAAAACGAUGCUGGUUUCUACCACUCUUUAUAGACAUUUGUAAUUUCAUACGUAUGUAUUUGGAUAACAUGUUUCUACUUGUCUUUUUUAUUGUUUCUACUCAUUUUUUUGUUUCUUUUUUAAAUGAAAAUAUUGAGCCGUGUUUGCAUUUCUUUUAUACCAUUUUUGUCAAAUAAACGCCUUUCAUGAACUGCA